Panicum virgatum (switchgrass) is the source of this 1110-nucleotide messenger RNA. Its product is annotated as transcription factor ILI5-like. Gene Ontology annotation, molecular function: protein dimerization activity. Gene Ontology annotation, biological process: regulation of growth; regulation of DNA-templated transcription. The transcript is spliced from 2 exons. NCBI's taxonomy places the organism in Eukaryota, Viridiplantae, Streptophyta, Magnoliopsida, Poales, Poaceae. The record is from RefSeq and is a predicted model, not a curated record. The coding region runs from base 236 to 502 and encodes 88 amino acids.
UUCUGUCUCCCUCACAACUCACUCCGGCGGCCUCCAGCUAUUGCAGAGCGACGACCUCCGAGUCCAGCGGCUAACCCACCAGCUUCCCAUCCAGUUCUCAUCACUGGCUAGCUAGACAGCCAGCCAGCUAGCCAGCCAAGGCAAGCCACCGGUCAUCGCACACGAGACGCUAGUUAGCUUCUACAUCAAGCUUAUUAGCCUCCGAUCCUGCUGCGAGAGAGCCGAGCGAGCGAGGAUGUCGAGCCGGAGGUCGUCGCGUGGCAACAUCUCCGAGGACGAGAUCAACGAGCUCAUCUCCAAGCUCCAGGCCCUGCUCCCCAGCUCCCGCCGCCGCGGCUCCGGCCAGGCGUCGACGACGAAGCUGCUCAAGGAGACGUGCAGCUACAUCAAGAGCCUCCACCGGGAGGUGGACGACUUGAGCGACCGGCUCUCGAACCUCAUGUCCACCAUGGACAGCAACAGCCCCGGCGCGGAGAUCAUCCGCAGCAUCCUUCGCUCCUGAUCGUGCGCUCCGCGGGCGGCCCCGGCGCGGCCCGGCCGCGAGAGGAGGUCAACGGCGACGACUACGACGGCCGCGGCCAUUCCCCGGCCGGCCACGUGCGGGCUCAAUUAGCUAGCUAGGGUAUAUAUAUAUAUAAUAUAUCUACAAAUAUGUGUAUCUUUCUCUUCUUCCUUUCACUACCUGUCGAUCGAUCUCCCUAGAUCUGAGAUCAUGUGGCUAGCCCCCCAUACCAAAAUGUACUAGCUGCACGCACGCGUAUGCUGAUCUCCCUGCUGCUAAGCUCCACCGGGUAGCUAGCUAGGACACUAGCGCUAGGGCCUAAGCAAGCUAAGCUUUAUCCACCCUCCUCACUUUAGCUCGCUCGCCGACCUCCUCCUCUCGCUCCCUCUCCAUGUGAUCUCUCUGUCGUCCUCCGCGCUAGCUCUUCUUUUGAUGCCCGGCUGUAUUGUUAUCCCUGUAAAUUUAGUCGGUGGCUUGGAUCGAGUUGGCUAGCUCUCUUCAGACAACCGACCGACCACUACUACCUAGAGCAAAUUGAUUAUCAUCAUCUGUCAUGGUGUACUGCCUGCCUCAGCUUUUUAUUAACCACUUUAAUUACUUGCGACGUA